Molecule: messenger RNA, 690 nt
Organism: Malania oleifera
Lineage: Eukaryota; Viridiplantae; Streptophyta; Magnoliopsida; Santalales; Ximeniaceae
Exons: 1
Coding region: 88-525 (145 amino acids)
Source: RefSeq, a predicted model, not a curated record
UUUUACAUUUCCCAGCACAGCAGUAUGAGCCUCUCAUUUUCCCAAAACAUGUUCCUUGCACAACUUUCUAAGGGAAAAAAAUAGAGCAUGAGCAAGGAAGAGGUAGAGCUAAAGCCCAAAGAUGAGCAAGAACUAGAAAUCCUCAAGGCUGUGGCACAAGCAUGGCAUGGGCGCUCUGGCACUUCUAGGCCAGCCACUGAUGAGUUUGGUGCCUGCCCCCGGAAGUACAACAGCAAGCCGACUCGAUUCAAGCUCCAAGCAAUGAACAAGUUAUCCACCAAGGACACAUCCAGUUCUGCAAAAUGGGAUUUUGGACAGUCUCUCUGGGACUCCUAUGAGAUAGUGGCUGUGUCCAGAAGGUUAGAGGCUGGCCUGGUGCUGGAUCACCAAUUCUCCACGCCUGAUGAAUUGUUUCGAGUCGGAAAGAGGAGAAAGGAGAGUAAGAACAGCCUGAGAAAUUUAUUCAAUCGGAUGUCAUUAAGGAGAUAUAAUGAUGCUGAUAUUCCCCAUGAAUAUGACACAUAAUUUUGAUUCUUUGAUGUUUUUUUUUUGGUUAGGAUAGUCUCCCCCUGGUCAGUUCUAAUUUUAUAAACCUCUGGUUUAUCAAAACAUCUUCAUGUCUUCUGUACUUCCACCAUCUAGAUUAAUUAGUUUGCUCAACAUUAUGAGCAAAACAUUUGAUUUACAAAA